This is a messenger RNA of Cladocopium goreaui, 1149 nucleotides long. The record is from the annotation of a GenBank genome assembly. NCBI's taxonomy places the organism in Eukaryota, Dinophyceae, Suessiales, Symbiodiniaceae.
AUGGCUGCUUUGAUCGAUGAGGCCAUGAACACCUUGGGCGGCAAGGAGUGGCAUUACGAGACGCGCUCUGAGCCUUGCUGCGCCUUCAAAAAGAUUGAAGACAUUGGGAAGCCCUUGACUGUCCAGGAACUUCUCACAUGCUGCCGGCCUCCGACGGGUGUGAAAAGCACGAUGAUGCUCUUGGAUGUGCAUCUGUCCGUCCAGCUGUCCGAAAGCCCUGAAGCCAUUGCUUCAACCUUGCAAUCUCAACAAGUGGAUGACCUACCUGCCCCUUUGAAAUUCAAAGAGGGGGUGCCAUCAGGAGCCAAAAUCGGUGGCAUUGUGAUUGAACAAGCGCCUGGCUGCUUGAAUGUCAUCAAACUCGUCUUUUUCAAGGCACAAGAACCUGCAACUGGUCCGAAAGAAGUAUGUGGUGCAGAAGGAGAAGGGCAUCAAAUUUGGCGCUUUGGAAAAUGGUCUGAUGUCGAAGGUGAUGAAGCCACCUUUGACAAGAGGGAUGUCUUGUCAGACGCAGCCUGGGAGCAUGAAGUGAAAGCGGACCGCUCCAUGCUCUGGGAACAAUGGUGCGGAUUGGUUCAGAGAGGGAAGCCUCAGACACUAGUGCUUGCCCGACUCAGCCCAACAUUGACAGCUACCCGGUCUCCAGGCCCCGGCCCCAUCACAAAACAGGAUUGGGGGCCUUUGGGCAAGAAAUGGUUGGCCAACCGCUCUGUGAUUUUCCACACUGACUCGGCCAAGGCGUACAAGAUGAAGCUCCCUGGCGUUCUUCAUGAUUCGGUUGUCCACCAGAAAAAGCGUGUCAAAAAGAAUGGGAAAUGGGAAUGGACCAAGCCAAAUUUUGUUAAGAUGAAAGUCCACAAGUUGCCUGGGGGAAAGACCGUGAAGGUGAAAUGUGGCACCCAGCACAUUGACCGCUGCUGGAAAUUUAUUAAGGAACGUUUGUCGAAAGGGACGAACGUUCGUGCUGGCAUGGGCCGCUUGCAAGCCCAAAUUCGUUCUGCCCAGUAUUGGUACCGGGGGGACGACAUGUGGGUGCGCACAGGAGAACUCCUGUCCGCUUACAUGUCUGAGAUUGUGGACAUCACCGGUGAGAAAGAAAUUGCUGCUAUGCCGCCGGACAUGUGCUUGAUUCCUCCCUUCGUUGUGUGA